This is a messenger RNA of Papilio machaon (common yellow swallowtail), 761 nucleotides long. RefSeq names its product dephospho-CoA kinase domain-containing protein (gene Dpck). The record is from RefSeq and is a predicted model, not a curated record. Gene Ontology annotation, biological process: coenzyme A biosynthetic process. Gene Ontology annotation, molecular function: ATP binding; dephospho-CoA kinase activity. NCBI's taxonomy places the organism in Eukaryota, Metazoa, Arthropoda, Insecta, Lepidoptera, Papilionidae. The transcript has 5 exons. The coding region runs from base 63 to 761 and encodes 232 amino acids.
UUCACUGUCACUGUUUGUCAAUGGUCUAAUCAUAAUAAAGCAAUACAUUUAUAACUUCGAGUAUGUUUAUUGUCGGGCUCACCGGAGGAUUGGCGACAGGGAAGAGUACAGUGCUAUCAAUAUUUCGUGAUAACCAUGUAGCAGUAAUAGACGCCGAUGAAGUAGCUAGAAAAGUGUUAGAACCGGGAACAAAAGCAUGGAAAGAAUUAAGAAAUUAUUUCGGCGAUGAGGUUUUAUAUCCCGACGGAAAAGUAAACAGACUGAAAUUGGGGGAGAUAAUAUUUGACGAUAUAGAGAAGAGGAGGAAACUAAAUGCAAUAACACAUCCUAGAAUACAGAAAGCUAUGAUGAGUAUGGCAAUGAUGUAUUUUUUCUCUGGUCAUAAAUACAUUGUAAUGGAAGUUCCUUUGCUGUUUGAAACUGGAAAGAUGUUAGCAUUUAUGCAUAAAAUAAUCACAGUAGUAUGUGAAGAUCAUCAACAGCUUGAAAGAUUAUGCAAACGUAAUGAUUUCUCUCAGGUGGUUGCAAGAAAGAGGAUAAGUUGUCAGAUGCCACUUGAACAGAAAGUGGCACGAUCUCAUUUUGUUAUUGAUAACUCUGGUAGUAUUGAAAAUACAGUGAAACAAACUGAAUCUAUAAUUAAAGUGCUGCAACGAUCUAAAUUCACUUGGUAUUUCAGAGUUAUUCUUUUGAUCGGUUUUCUAUCUGUGGCAUUUGGUGUAGGACAUAUAAUCAGUAAUUUAAUUAAUAAUGUCACAUAA